Oryctolagus cuniculus (rabbit) is the source of this 3060-nucleotide messenger RNA. It is a transcript of the gene PAQR7, whose product is annotated as progestin and adipoQ receptor family member 7. Gene Ontology annotation, cellular component: plasma membrane. Gene Ontology annotation, biological process: response to steroid hormone. The record is from RefSeq and is a predicted model, not a curated record. Gene Ontology annotation, molecular function: nuclear steroid receptor activity; steroid binding. NCBI's taxonomy places the organism in Eukaryota, Metazoa, Chordata, Mammalia, Lagomorpha, Leporidae.
GAGAGAUUGAUCUUUCCUUUGCUGAUCCACUCCCCAGAUGCCUGCACAUAGCUGACCUGGGCUGGGCCAGGCUGAAGCUGGGUCAGGAACCCAGACCCGUGAGCCAUCAACUGCUGCUUGUCAGGGUGUUGUCAGGGUGUGCACCAGCAGAGAGUUGGCAUCCGCAGAGCUACGGCUUGAACUCAGGCACUCUGACAGGAGCUGCAGGCCUCCCAGAUGGUGCCUUAACCCCUGGGUCAAACCCCUACCCCUAAAGUUCUUCUUUUCUUAAUUCCAUUUUUCUGUGAGCUUUUUUGUAGGAACCUCUUGACCUUGAGAAUGCCCAAAAUGACCUUUUUACUCCCCAAGAUUUGUUGUCUGCUAAAAUACCCCUCCCCCCUGCUGUGCCCUCCUGGGGACAGGGCCCCUGGGGCUGCUGGGGUGUGGUCCUCUUCUUGGUGGGUCCUUCCCAGCCACCUCUCCGGGUACAAGUGCCAGUUGUCAAGGCUCUGAUCCGGAGGGGUUUUCCUGAAAGUCUUUGCCAGGAACAAUUUAAUUAUUAAGUAAGGUUGUAGUGCCGUAGUGCCGACUCUGGCCGCAUGUUUAGGUGAGCGUUUAAGGAGGUGCAGUUUCCAGCAGAAGCAGUUACUGAGGGCUACAGGUGGACUGAGUGCAUUAGAGAACCUCACGCGAAUCUCUCGGGCCAGGGCUGGUUCAUAUAUUGCUGCAUUUACUGGGUCCCUAAUCUGUGCUAAGAUUAGUCCUAGGAGGUUUAAUCUUUGCAGCAAUCUAUGAAGUAGAUAAUAUUGUGAUUCCCAUGGGGCAACUGAGGAUCGGAGAAGCUGAGUCACUUGUCUAAGGUCACACAGCUGAUGUUACAGCAUCGGGAGCCAAGCUUGCUUCUCUGAAUCUGAAGUCAUGGGCCUCCAUCACAUCUGCUUUCGCUUUUAUUCCUAGCUUCCCUAGGGGUCAGAACCAGCCACCCUGGCCUGACAUCCAUUAACCAGGUCCUGGGCGCCUGGCCCCUCCCUGCCUUCGCCCUUGCCUUGCGGCGCAAGUCACGGCAUUUCAGCUGUCCUCGGUCUCCCCGCACAUCUCCUGCAGAGGUUGAUGCUCCCUGCCCAGGCCCACGGCCAUGGCCAUGGCGGUGGCCCAGAAGUUCAGCCACUUCCUGUACAGUCUGCGCCAGGUCGCCCAGGUGUCUCCACAGCCAGAGCCUGUCUUCACGGUGGACCGAGCCGAGGUGCCGCCCCUCUUCUGGAAGCCGUACAUCUAUGUGGGCUACCGGCCGCUGCAUCAGACCUGGCGCUUCUACUUCCGCACGCUCUUCCAGCAGCACAACGAGGCUGUGAACGUGUGGACCCACCUGCUGGCGGCCCUGGUGCUGCUGCUGCGGCUGGCCGUCUUCAUGGGGACCGUGGACUUCCGAGGGGACCCGCACGCCCUGCCCCUCUUCAUCAUCGUCAUCGCCUCCUUCACCUACCUCUCCUUCAGUGCCCUGGCUCACCUCCUGCAGGCCAAGUCCGAGUUCUGGCAUUACAGUUUCUUCUUCCUAGACUACGUGGGUGUGGCCGUGUACCAGUUCGGCAGUGCCCUGGCGCACUUCUAUUAUGCCAUCGAGCCCUCCUGGCACUCGCAGGUGCAGGCCAUGUUCCUGCCCACAGCUGCCUUCCUUGCCUGGCUUUCCUGUAUGGGCUCCUGCUACAACAAGUACAUCCAGAAGGGGGGCCUGCUGGGCCGCACGUGCCAGGAGGUGCCCUCCAUGCUGGCCUACGCCCUGGACAUCAGCCCUGUGGUACACCGCAUCUUGGUGACCCCUGACCCUGCCGCAGACGACCCCGCCCUGCUCUACCACAAGUGCCAGGUGGUGUUUUUUCUGCUGGCUGCUGCUUUCUUCUCUACCGUCAUGCCCGAGCGCUGGUUCCCCGGGAGCUGCCACGUCUUCGGGCAGGGCCACCAACUCUUCCACGUCUUCUUGGUGCUGUGCACGCUGGCUCAGCUGGAGGCCGUGACGCUGGACUAUGAGGCCCGGCGGCCCAUCUAUGAGCCUCUGCACACCCACUGGCCCCACAACUUCUCCGGCCUCUUCCUGCUCACCGUGGGCAGCAGUGUCCUCACGGCGUUCUUCCUGAGCCAGCUCGUGCGGCGCAAACUCGAGCAGAAGACCAAGUGAGGGGGAGGCAGCUGGCAGGGAGGGAGGUGUAGUGGGGGAACAAGGCCUGGUAAAGUUGGUUGUGUCUGGCCCGCGGUGACUCCCUGCGCACUCAACGCCAAGGGUGGCACUAGCCAGUGCUUGGAUUUGGGGACUGGCUCAGAGCUGCUUGGGUCCACUGCUGGACCCGCCUCAGCUCCCUGUCCUGGGAGAGGGACAGAGAUGAAGGUUUGGGCCAUCCUGACGCGCCCCUUUACUGCCCCUCUCUAGGGGUGAAUUUGGGGCUCCCGGAUUAUUUGGGUGAGAGGUGAAACUUGGAUCACAGUCAGAUUUGAGCUGAGAGGCAGGAGAGGCCUCAGCAGCCCACCUCUAUCCAGAUGUCAUUGGUGGAUGGGGAAGAGGCAGGCCCAAACUUGGUGUGGAAUCUUACUGUCCCUUGAACCGUAGUUCGCGAGGCGUUGGCGCUCCGGAGAGCCCCCAGAAGUAGAAGAUCGUGCCAGAUGCACAUCGACCUCACUUGGGACCCCCUACUCCUCCAGUCACUGCCCCAGUGAGCCCCAGAUCUCCUCGCUCUGGCCUCCUUGUCCCGUGCAGCCUGUUCCCAGCUUCUCUCCUGGUUUCCUGGCUCACGAUUCCGUUAUCUACUCAGUGUUUCCUGAGACAGAGGCAGGCUACCCAGCUGGGCCCUGUGGAUUGAUGCAGGAUGGUGAAGAGCCCUGGGGAGGGAACAGUCAGCUUUCCCGAGGCCCUGAGGCUCUCGGGCUGGGGAGGGUAAACAGGAGCUUGCUCAGAACAGGACGGACAUUACAGGCAGACGGGAAGAACCUGUGCAAAGGCCCAGAGGUGCAGAGGGAAGAGUUAGGGGAGCUGAGCUAGUGGUGGCCUGCACUCUGACAGGUCCUGGAUGCAAUAAAGUGACUGUAACUACA